Molecule: messenger RNA, 2085 nt
Organism: Colletotrichum destructivum
Lineage: Eukaryota; Fungi; Ascomycota; Sordariomycetes; Glomerellales; Glomerellaceae
Product: Putative Sirtuin family, DHS-like NAD/FAD-binding domain superfamily
Exons: 1
Coding region: 1-2085 (694 amino acids)
Biological process (GO): pericentric heterochromatin formation; regulation of DNA repair; negative regulation of transcription by RNA polymerase II
Cellular component (GO): mating-type region heterochromatin; nucleus
Molecular function (GO): histone deacetylase activity, NAD-dependent; NAD+ binding
Source: RefSeq, a predicted model, not a curated record
AUGGACGCGACCCCUUCCUCUUCAAAUAUGGACGUCGACGCGCCCCAUGAGAACCCCUUACCCCCAGGUUCCAACUUGUCUUCGCCUCUCUCGGUAUUGUCAAAAUCUCCAUCAAUACCGGCGUCGCCCGAAACCGCCCUUGACGCGUCAAAACGAUAUCCGUCGCCGACGUCCUCCAUGCCCUCCGGCGCACAAUCACCAAUCAAGCUAGAGGCUACAGAGGAUUCCGUGCUCGCCAUCAAGCUCGACAAAGAUGCUGCUGACUCCAUCAAUGUCAAUUCUAACGAUGCCCCCGACGGCCAGCCACCUCGAAAGCGGCGCAAGGUAACGCCGCCCAAGGAGCGCACCACGGAGUACCUCAACCUGGACGAAUGCGACGAAGACGAUGGGAAACUGGCGCGUCUCGUGUCCGCUCUGAAGAAGCGGAAGAAAAUUGUCGUCAUCGCAGGUGCUGGCAUAUCCGUUUCGGCAGGCAUUCCCGAUUUUCGAUCCAAGACGGGCCUUUUCGCGACACUUCCGAAUGAGCACAAAGUAAAGGGCUCAGGCAAGCACUUGUUUGACGCAUCGGUCUACAAGCACGACUCCUCGACCGAGAAAUUCCACAAGAUGAUUUGCGACCUGGCCACCAUGGUGAAGGCCGCCAAGCCCACCAAGUUCCACCACCUCCUCGCGUCGCUCGCUGCAGAGAACCGACUCCUGCGUCUCUACAGCCAGAACGUCGACUGUAUCGAUACCAACAUGGAACCCUUGAAAACGAACGUUCCUCUCAAUACCAAAGGACCAUGGCCCAAAACCAUUCAGUUGCACGGGAGCGUCGAGCACAUGGUCUGCUCGAAAUGCACCGAUAUUCGACCGCUGAAGACAGAGCUUUUCGUGGGUCACGAGGCUCCACUGUGCGAAGAGUGCAAAACAAUCGACCAACUGCGAACCCAGUUCGAGCAAAGGCGGAGCCACGGCAUUGGCCGUCUACGCCCCAGGAUGGUGCUCUACAAUGAAUUUAACCCGGACGAAGAGGCCAUUGGUAAAGUGUCGAGCGUGGACCUCAAGUCGCGUCCCGACGCCGUCAUUGUUGUCGGCACAAGCUUGAAGAUUCCCGGUGUACGGAGGCUCGUGAAAGAGCUGUGCCAGGUCACGCGCAGCCGCAGGGACGGGUUCACCGCAUGGAUCAACACAGAUUCGGAACCGCAGCAUAAUGACUUCAAGGAUUGUUGGGAUCUCGUCGUCCGUGGAAAAUGCGACGAUGUUGCUCACUGGGCUGCUCUGCCAAGGUUUGAUGAGCCUCAAGGCGACCAGUCCGCGUAUCUCAGCGAGGGAGAGGAGCAGCGUCGCCUGGACAGACUUAGCAGGGACAGUCUUGAGGUGCAACUCAUCUCGCCCACACCCGAUUCGCCGACCAAGUCUGGUUCCAGCACUGCGUCUGAGUUCAGGAAGCGCAAGCUCGUGGACCCUAUACAGAGCAUUCCGACGCCUACAGCGAGUCCGAAGAUCAAGCCCACCGAGACUGCAAAGAAAGCGGCUAAGCCCAAGCAGAGCAAGCUUUCUUUCACCGGCCAGAAAACGGGCACAUCUGAAAGCGACAUGUCUGUUAAGAAGGUCAAGAAGGCGCCUGUGAAAAAGUCCCGCAAGACCAACAAGAAGUUUACGGAGCCGCCUAAGAACAGUAUCACUCACACGUUUAAGACCCAGAAGAACCGCGAGCUUGCCGACAUGCCUCAGGAGACCUUGGCUGGCAAAUUGGACAAUCAGCAUUACAAGUAUGCCGAUGACAAUCUCGAGUCACAGCUUCCACCGCUGCGACCCAUUCAAAAACCAAUCCAAAGCUCCAUCUACAAGCGUGCAGAGGAUCCCGGCACGGAUGGACAGAUGGACGCCACUCUCUCGCCCAUGACGCCUUUGGAAGAGUUACCAGGAGCAUCUUUGACAGGACAUCCGAAAUCUUCACCCCACAAUGGCGUUCCAACGGAGAGUAGCGGCAAGGACAGCAGCGAAGUACGCCCCAUGACGCCGAUGCACAUACGACGAAGGUCAGCCGACACAAUAUCCCCCGAGUCGGUUCCUCGAGGCAUGGAGUCCUUGGUGGACUGA